AUGCAAAUUAUACAAGAUAUAUACGUUAUUCCUCUACAAAUAAUAUUUCAACUAGCAUUUCUUUCAUAUAUAGUGCAGGGAAUAUUUCAAGAACAUGAAUUUAGACAAUUUGAGUCAAAUUUAGAAUAUAACAACGGAGCAGUGCUCAGAAUAAAUCCAGAAGGAGCACUGAAUUUAUUGCGCGGGCAUAUAUUUAAGCUAAGAGGAUUUAUGCACAACAAGCGAAGUAUGGAUUUUCACGUAUAUAUUAGAUAUACAUUGAAUGCAAUCGAAAAUAAGAAAGAGUUUAUUUGUUCUUCUACAAUUCUUUCAUUUCAUAGAUUUGAAUUUGGAGAUUCUUUUUAUAUGGAAGAAAAAAAAUAUAUAUCCAGAAUUCCCCAGAAUGACCAUAGUAAAAGUUAUUUUACUUCAUUAAUUAGAAUGUUUUCAUCUAUACUAUAUGAUAAUGCUUCUAUAAAAACAAAAGGGCCUGAUAUUUCAUUCACUGGAUUCCUUCAAGAGAAAACUGUAGAGCCAUUUUCAUAUGACAUAUUAGCAUCGCUUCUUCUUUUAUCUGAAGGAAUGCCACUUCCCAUAUGCAUAGAAGGAGAUCCAAGCAGCAAAAAUCAGAAAAGAAUAGUUCUAAAGAAAAAAAACAUGCAAGAUGAAUACUUCUCUGUUAGCUUGGAUAUAUCUGGUAGCAAUGGAGAGAAUCUAUCCAAUGCAUAUUAUACUAUAAUUAGUGAUGUGUUUGAUGUAUUUACUACUAAGUGCAAAAAAAAUAAUUGUGUAUACCAUGCAUCUUUAGACUCUUUAAUUAACAGUAUGCAGAGCUUUGAAGAAGGAGUAUUUUUGGAUAAUGUUGGGUUUUUAAUACAAUCGUAUCUCUAUGAGUACUUAAGCGCAGACACAGCAAUUCGGUUUUUUAAUGCAGUGUACAACAUAAUAAGUGAAUAUCUCCCAGAAAAAGGUAUUUCUAUUCUUAGCAUACAGGAGACUGUGUAUAAGAGAAUAUUUGAAAGACUUUUUAUUUCUAAAGAAUGUGCAAGUGAUACCAGUUCAUUUUCUUAUUCUAAAUUAUUUGAGAACAUAAAUCUUACUUCAAGUAAUUAUAACUCUCACAUACCAUAUACUAUAGAGAAUGAGACAGAGAUAAACAUAUACAAUGGACAUAGUCCAGUAAUAUACUGGAAAAGCCAUUUUAAAAAGCUAUGCCCUUUCAGCAACAUCAAUGCUAUAUCCUAUAACUUACUUAGUCUAUUCUGCUUCUUAAUGUAUGACCCUGAUAAAGAUGUGUAUACCACUAACCACAUAGCUUCAAAAACCAGCGAUAUUUUCAAUUUCUUUUCUAAUAACUAUAUGCCAGAAUAUCUAUCCGAACUUGAAACAAAAAAUGAAUGGAUGCAGAUUAUUUCUAAUGUAUUUAAUGAGUGGAGUACGCUAAGCUGUAUACAACCUCCAUUAAAUAUUUUAAAUAUCCUAUAUAUCAUUUCUAUUCUAACAGAAAAUUACUCAAGUGAAAGGCAUAUUUUAGAUAACUUUAUGCAUGACCUACAUAAUCCACUGAUAAGUGCCAAAGAUAUUUAUACUCGCAUAGAAAAGUAUACAGCCAAAAAAAUUAUUAGUCUUUGCCCGCCGUGGAAUAAAGUGAAUGUGCGCAUAGAGUGGAUGGAAAAGUGUAAAGAAACAAAUGAUAAGUUCAAUCUUUUCGGGUCUAUAUAUAUAGAGUGCGUUAAAGGCAAUGAUAGUGCUAAUACUGGCAUUAAAGACAAAAAAUCGUCCUAUUCAAUUAAUACACAAACAGAGACAAACUCUGUUUGGAUAUAUACUAUGCCACUGUAUAAUCAGCCAGAAAAAAAUCUAUGCAUAAGUACCUUUUUAAAUCUAAAGAUUCAAUGCAUUGACAAUAACGACUCGUUUAUAAAAUAUCUUCUUCUAUACUACCUUGAUGUAGAAGUCAGAAAGCUAUAUGAGAUAAAUACAGUUAAUUCUCUGGCAAAGCAUGAGAUUAACAAAUUUAUGCAAAAAAAAGUACUACACUUAAAUAGGCUAUUCCUAUUAGAUAAAAUCCAUGAUAAUACAUAUAAAUGCAAUUUAAUCACAUAUAUUUUUAUGCACUGCAUAGACAGUAAGAUUCCUAGAACCCACAUAAUAUUUAGAUUUGUACUUAAUAUUCUAGGCAGCUGUUCUAAAGAAAAGCUAAAUAUUGUGCAUAAAAUGCUUGCAGGGCUAAUAUUCUAUGAUGGAGUAAACAUAUUCAGUAGACAUAAUAAUAAAACUCUACUGUCUAUGUAUAUACCAGAGCACAAGAAUACACCCUUUAAAAAUACUGCUUUUAAUGUUUUAUCAAAUGAAUCGCUGAGAGCAUCUAUAUUAAAUUAUGCGAUGAGUCGAUCCCCUAAAACACUCCUGCACUGUUUUAAAGUUAUAGUGUGUGCAUAUUCUGAUUCAAAAGUUCCUUUUAACGUAUACAAAUUAUUUCAUAAAAAAGAAGUGUUUGAUUUUCUCACUCCGGGUGGAACCACUGAAUACAUUAAAUUGUUUAGAACAAUCAGUAAAUCUUUAAAUUCGAAAGAAACCGCUGCUUUAAACCGAACUUACUUUCACUGGUUUAUUCUCGCAUGUGAGAUGAACACGCAAGCAAACAAUCUUAUUAUAAUAACAUACAAAUUUAUUAAAGGCCUAAACAAGCACGAUUUCUUAGAAAAAGAACAUUCUGAAAGGUACAAAAAGGCACUAACUGUUCUAAGCAAAAUUAAAAAUAAUAAUAAGAUCACUACAAGCAGUGGAAGCCACAAAACUCCGGUUAAUACGUCUAAAAAAUCUAAUUUUGUUUAUUAUUCAAUUGAGUGA
Messenger RNA from Nematocida parisii ERTm1, 2832 nucleotides. RefSeq lists its product as uncharacterized. Lineage: Eukaryota; Fungi; Microsporidia. The transcript has a single exon. The coding region runs from base 1 to 2832 and encodes 943 amino acids. The record is from RefSeq and is a predicted model, not a curated record.